Molecule: messenger RNA, 2287 nt
Organism: Sinocyclocheilus grahami
Lineage: Eukaryota; Metazoa; Chordata; Actinopteri; Cypriniformes; Cyprinidae
Gene: tom1l2a
Product: target of myb1 like 2 membrane trafficking protein a
Exons: 14
Coding region: 1-1443 (480 amino acids)
Biological process (GO): signal transduction
Cellular component (GO): endosome; membrane
Molecular function (GO): phosphatidylinositol binding; clathrin binding; ubiquitin binding
Source: RefSeq, a predicted model, not a curated record
AUGGAGAUCUGUGACAUCAUUAAUGAGACCGAGGAAGGGCCUAAAGAUGCCAUGCGUGCGGUGAAAAAGAGACUCAGUGGCAACAGGAACUUCCGUGAAGUGAUGCUGGCUCUAACCGUGCUGGAGACUUGCGUGAAAAACUGCGGCCACCGUUUUCACGUCCACAUCGCCAAUAGAGAUUUCAUCGAAGGUGUCUUGGUGAAGAUUAUCACUCCGAAGACCAACCCUCCUGCUAUAGUACAGGACAAAGUGCUGUCACUGAUUCAGGCUUGGGCAGAUGCGUUCAGGAGCAGCCCAGACCUCACUGGAGUCGUGCACAUUUACGAGGAGCUGAAGAGGAAAGGAGUUGAGUUCCCCAUGGCAGACCUGGAUGCUUUGUCACCCAUCCACACACCACAGCGGGGAGUCCCAGAGGUAGAUCCAGGCACACACAAGUACAGAGCUCCUGCUCAGCCCAACACAGCAUCUCAAACGGGGCCUAAACCUGCAGCUGCUGCAACAGCUGACUUCAACCCCACCCAGAUCCCACCUGUAUCGGGACCCAUCACAGCAAACCCAGAGCAGAUCGCAAGGCUGAGAAGUGAGCUGGACGUUGUGCGUGGGAAUAUUAAAGUGAUGUCGGAGAUGCUGACAGAGAUGGUGCCGGGCCAAGAAGACGCCUCUGAUCUCGAGCUGCUCCAGGAGCUGAACAGGACGUGUCGAGCCAUGCAGCACAGGGUAGUGGAGCUCAUCUCUCGCGUGUCUAACGAAGAGGUCACCGAAGAGCUGCUACACAUCAACGAUGAUUUAAACAACAGCUUCCUGCGCUACGAGAGGUAUGAGAGAUACAGAGUAGGCAGAGCAGCACAAAACAACGGGCUGAGAGAGGUCCUGAAUGAGGCUUCAGAGGAGGAUAAUCUAAUAGAUUUGGGCCCUGCUUCUCCAGCAGUGGUCACUCCUCGGGUCAGCACUGCUCCCACAUCCACCCUGCAGCCUCCUCCUCCUGCUGCUGCUGCUGCUGCUGCUGCUCCUGCUGCUGCUCCUGCUGCUGCUGCAUCUCUCUCCACACAGCUGGCAGGACUUGAAGUGGGUGCAGACAGCGUCACCGGGACUCUCAGCUCUCUGACUGCUCACAACCCUCAGGACGACUUUGACAUGUUCGCCCACACCAGGUCCAGCUCUCUGGCUGACCAGCGCAAAAACGUUAAAUACGAGGAACCUCAGGCUCUGGUGGGCCUGGCGUCUGCUUUAGACAUCAGACAGCAAAAUGCCACUGGGAAGGGUGAAGAGGCCGAGGAAGGAGUCACGAGUGAAGAGUUUGACAAGUUCUUGGAGGAGCGGGCCAAAUCCGCAGACCAGGCUUCACCGCUGGCCCCCGCCGGAGAGCCCAGACCUCCAGUGAGCUCGUCUAGCAGCAACCGCAGGAGGACACAGCAGACGGAGGACAAUCUCUUUGCCUUGUAGAACAGUGACGGGACAGAUGCUCUCGCUGGUGACCGCAACCACAUUCCCUCCCUUUACAAACCUACUGAUGUUAUACGACAGCAAGACCCCUGUCUAAUAUCCCCCCCCCGCCUGAUAGAGCACUGUGAGAAUCCAGCUUCAUAACCGCAGACUUUGAGCUGAACGGCGCAGUCAAGCGAUGGCUUAAGCAAACAUGUAGCCAAAAUGAUUCUCUUUAGAGAGCUCGCUGCUUUCUUUCCUGUCAAAUAAUAGUCGAAUAGAGCUGAUUGGUUUUGUAUUUAUCGUUCAUUAAUGAACUAACGCUCUUAAAGUUUGUCGUUCCAUGAGGUGAGGUAUUCAUGUGGGUCAGUUCUUCUGAGUCAGCUAUGGAUUGUGAUUCAAUCUGUCUCUGUGGUAAAUAGAGCAAGAAAAUAUUAGAUCUUAAUCGGGUGUAGGAGCGCAGAGACAGUGGGUCGUCGCUCGUGAUUGGCCUGUCUUGUUUAUGAGGCUCUGGUGAAGAAAAGUGGCUAUAUUCUUGUAAUCAUCAUGUGCGGAUUACCAAAGACUGAAGAAUGAACGCGUUUUCCAUCGAUAAAUGUUUUUGUAAAAAUAUCUUGACUUUUUCAAAAGAGUUGAGGUUUGCUGAGCCAUUGCAGUUUUACGGUUUUAAAAGCACCGUUUGAGGGUAUUUUAAAGCAUAGAUCAGAUGUCUGCAUAUGCAAUUUAGUGAUCCAAAAAUAUGAAACAUUUGCUUUGAAAAAAUGCAUCCUAAUUUUGGUUAUGAUGUAGGAUUUACUGGAACAGGCUCAUUUAAAAACAAAUGUCAUAUGUCAUCCCAAUAUCAAAAGAAAUAUUUUGAUUUCUA